Messenger RNA from Amaranthus tricolor (Joseph's coat), 2172 nucleotides. RefSeq names its product polygalacturonase At1g48100-like. Lineage: Eukaryota; Viridiplantae; Streptophyta; Magnoliopsida; Caryophyllales; Amaranthaceae. The transcript is spliced from 6 exons. The record is from RefSeq and is a predicted model, not a curated record. Gene Ontology annotation, biological process: carbohydrate metabolic process. Bases 491 to 1927 code for a protein of 478 amino acids. Gene Ontology annotation, molecular function: polygalacturonase activity.
CAAAGCAAAAUACAAACUUUAGUAGACAGCAGUAGUGGUCGGUUUCAUGCUUAAAUCUCAAUGAUUUUAUACAUUUUUGGGUGGCCAUUAUAACUGUACAUAACCGACCUAUGUAUGUGUUCCACUAUCUUCAUGCAUCAAUAUAUUCUUAACUCAACCCACUUAACAAUUUAUUAAUUAUUUCUCUUUUUUGUUUUUACUUUUUUGCACCAUAUAAAUAUCUUCACCAACUUGUAUUCCCUCGUGCUCAACUUGAAAAAAUUCUUACAAAGCUUCCCGAAUUGUGGGGGGGCGAACUCUACUAAAACUUGCUCCAUUGCCCUAUAAUCUAACUCUAAGAGUUACCCAUCUUUUUACCCCACUCUAGGUUUCUAGCUAGCUAGCUAUUAUAUAUAGCUCGUUACCUUUUGCUUGUUGAUCCUAUAUAUAAAUAGGUCAAAUUAUCAAAUCAUAUUUUUUGAACUAUACUUGAUAUAAAAUCUAAAUUAAAAUGACUAAUUAUUCAAUGUUUUUGACCAUAUUAUAUUUGUGUUGUUUCACUAACUACCUCAUCCAAGGAAGAGUGUUAUCCAUAAGGGCUUAUAACUACUCCCAGUCGUCCCAGAUAUCGGCUCCGCCAAUGGAGGGUCCUAGCCCUAAUAGCCCUAACUAUAAUUAUGCUCAAAGUAGUCCAGCUCCUUCGCCAGUCAGUGAUGAUCAUGAUGAUAAAGUGUUGAAUGUUUUAACAUUUGGGGCUGUUGGCGAUGGAUCAACUGAUGAUACGUCGGCUUUCAAAACAGCUUGGGAUGCAGCUUGUGCAGUUGAUAAUGGAAAGAUUUUUGCACCUUCUGGUUAUUCUUUCUUGCUUCAACCUUUGAUCUUCUCUGGGCCUUGCAAAAGUGGUGUUCUUUUUCAGCUUGAAGGCACAAUUGUGCCACCUGAUGGACCAGAGUCAUGGCCUAAAAGCAGCAGCAAAAGACAAUGGAUAAUCUUUUAUAGAACUCAUGGAUUGACUCUUCAAGGGGGUGGCCUUAUUCAUGGUAGAGGAGAUAAAUGGUGGGAUAUGCCUUGUAAACCUCAUAAGGGUAACGGUACUAAAGAACACGGUCCUUGCGAUAGUCCAGUUGCUAUAAGAUUUUUCCAAGGAACAAAUAUAACAUUAAAAGGCAUAAAGCUCAUGAAUAGCCCUGAAUUCCAUAUUCGUUUUGAUAAUUGUCAAAAUGUGAAUGUGGAUUCUUUAUUCAUUAAAUCACCAGCUGAUAGUCCUAAUACCGAUGGAAUUCAUGUUGAGAAUACAAUUAAUGUUACAAUUCAUAACACCAUCAUAUCUAAUGGUGAUGAUUGUAUAUCAAUUGGGGCAGGUAGUCAUAAUUUAGACAUUAGAAAUGUGACCUGUGGUCCUAGUCACGGAAUAAGCAUCGGGAGCUUAGGAGUGCAUAAUUCAAAGGCUUGUGUAUCCAACAUCACAGUCACCAAUUGCAUAAUCAAACACUCCGACAACGGAGUUCGGAUCAAGACAUGGCAAGGCGGGUCUGGAUCUGUAUCCAGAAUUACGUUUGACGGGAUCCAUAUGGACACGGUCCGAAAUCCGAUAAUUAUAGACCAAUAUUAUUGCCUUUCCUCUAGCUGCUCCAACCAAACAUCAGCCGUCUCCAUCAAUACCAUUACAUAUUCUAAUAUCAAAGGAACCUUCGACACACGGGGCCCACCAGUCAAAUUGGAAUGUAGUGACUCAGUUCCAUGCACAAACAUUACCAUAUCGGCUUUGGAUCUCCUACCCGCAGGCCCAACGAGUCUGAUGGCAAGUCACAGGCACAAGUUGGAUCCAUUCUGUUGGAAUGCUUAUGGGAGUAGUGCAGGAGAAUUCACGACUCCUCCUGUUGACUGCUUGUUAGAGGGUUUACCAUAUUUGGAUGUACCUGGAACUGAUGAUGUUGGGCUGUGCUAGAGUACAUAAUUAUGGAUAAACAAUUGGACAAAUUAAGUUAUAAUACUUGUACAGGAAAAUGAUAUUGUCUUAAGCUGAUGUUUUAAUUACUAGCUUCUAUAUGGAAUAGAUUUCUUUUCUUGAAGCAAGAUGGAAAAGGAACUAUUAAUUAUAAGUGAUGUAAAGUCGUUAUACGCACUUGUAUCGGUGUGUGAUGUGUCAAAUCAUUCUCGUAAUAUCAUGUGCUCCUUAAUGCGUCGUUGCUA